AUGAGCUGGCUCAACAGUAACUCUCCAGGGGACUUCAUUCUCUUGGGCUUCUCUGAUAAGCCCCAGUUAGAGAUUGUUCUCUUCGUGGUUAUCUUGAUCUUCUACAUCUUGAACCUGGUGGGGAACACAAUCAUCAUAUUAGUGUCCUGCCUGGACCCCAAACUGCACACCCCAAUGUACUUCUUCCUUACCAACCUGUCCUUCCUAGACCUCUGCUUCACCACUAGUGUAGCUCCGCAAUUGUUGGUCACCAUGAGAAGCAAAGACAAGACCAUGAGCUACAGUGGGUGUAUAGCUCAACUCUAUGUGGCCAUGGGGCUGGGAUCCACUGAAUGCAUUCUCUUGACCGUCAUGGCGUAUGACCGCUAUGCAGCAGUGUGCCGCCCCCUCCACUAUGCAGUCAUCAUGCAUCCUCGGCUCUGCCUGUCUCUGGCUGCCACAGCAUGGCUCAGUGGCCUCGCCACCUCUCUGAUCCAGUGCUCUCUCACUAUACAGCUCCCCCUGUGUGGUCACAAUAAGCUUGACCACAUCUUCUGUGAGGUGCCAGUGUUGAUCAAGUUGGCUUGUGUAGACACCACCUUUAAUGAGGCCCAACUCUUUGUUGCCAGUGUGGUCUUCCUUGUGGUGCCUGUCUCUCUCAUUCUGAUCUCCUAUGGCUACAUCACCCAGGCCAUAUUGAGGAUCAAAUCUGCAUCAGGACGUCGUAAAGCAUUUGGGACUUGUUCUUCUCACCUGGUGGUCGUAAUCAUCUUCUAUGGGACCAUCAUCUUCAUGUAUCUGCAGCCAGUCAAAAAUAGGUCCAAAGACCAGGGGAAGUUUGUCUCCCUCUUCUAUACCAUAGUCACACCUCUGUUAAAUCCUCUCAUCUAUACCCUGAGGAACAAGGAUGUGAAAGGAGCACUAAGAAAGCUGAUAUUGGGGAAAGCUAGAGGUUAG
Messenger RNA from Vombatus ursinus (common wombat), 936 nucleotides. Its product is annotated as olfactory receptor 2G6-like. NCBI's taxonomy places the organism in Eukaryota, Metazoa, Chordata, Mammalia, Diprotodontia, Vombatidae. Gene Ontology annotation, cellular component: membrane. The transcript is spliced from 2 exons. Gene Ontology annotation, molecular function: olfactory receptor activity; G protein-coupled receptor activity. Bases 1 to 936 code for a protein of 311 amino acids. The record is from RefSeq and is a predicted model, not a curated record. Gene Ontology annotation, biological process: G protein-coupled receptor signaling pathway.